Molecule: messenger RNA, 2677 nt
Organism: Salvelinus fontinalis (brook trout)
Lineage: Eukaryota; Metazoa; Chordata; Actinopteri; Salmoniformes; Salmonidae
Product: T-cell acute lymphocytic leukemia protein 1-like
Exons: 4
Coding region: 1157-2542 (461 amino acids)
Biological process (GO): regulation of transcription by RNA polymerase II
Molecular function (GO): DNA-binding transcription factor activity, RNA polymerase II-specific; RNA polymerase II cis-regulatory region sequence-specific DNA binding; protein dimerization activity
Source: RefSeq, a predicted model, not a curated record
CCUCUCUCUCUCGCCAUCCAACUAGAGCUCUGUCUCUUCCUAGCAUGGAGGGAGAGGAGGGAAGAAAGUAAAGAAAGAGAGAUUGGGAACUAGAGAAUGACAUAAGAACACGAGUACGACAUGGUCAGCAUCACCUUGUCAGCUUGUGCGCCUUCGUUCAACAGAAUCACCACAAAGGAUUCAAAAGGGCAUUUUGUUCAUUUUGUUAUUCCUUGACCAAUUUCUGACUUCAUCUCUUGGUCUUUUGGAUGUUUGAUAUUACAUCUUUUUUUAAACAUUACUGGAGUUCCCAAUUUAUUUAAGGAGGACGGAAAGUAAAGUAGAUGUGCCAUGUGCUACCUUACCUAUGGUACUGUAGGGUCCUGUGGGUAAACAACUGUACUGACAGAGCACGCUGGUUUUCAUGCUGCGUAGGUUUGAAAACCGUCCAAUCUUUAUGCACCUGGGACAAUGUGGAUUGUAUGGACAGUUUGAUUCAUAUCCGAAAAGACAGACAGACAGACUGGGGGACUAAUCAACAGUGUCGGCCGAUGGUGACUCAUUCAAAGACAACGUACUUGGCUAUUCUUCAGGAUGUACUAUGGGAAAAAGACGUCUAGACUACUAAACUUAAAGCCAGACCAACCAGUCUGCUGUGGAGCUCCAAGAAGACCCAGAGACACCUCAGUCACACCACUAGUAAACACUGGCACAUGAUUAUUGAUGUGAGCAUCGUCUGCCCAGCCACUGUAGAUUGGACACAGUCUCUUGAGUGGGGCCAUGAAUGCAAGAUCACACUCACACCCUCUCUCCUUUUGUCCUUCUCUCUCUCUCACACACACACAAACUCACACACACACUCGCUCUCACACACGCAACAGCCCUCAGAAUGAGAGGUGACAAUAAGACUGGACUGAGCCAGACCCGAGGGCAUCAGCCUUAGCUUCAACACCACCCCCUGACUCCUGACCCCUGAAGACCCAGGACCCAGACAGCCCAUCACAGACAUCCCUGGACUGAUUAAUAACAGCAAUAGACAACCCGUCGUUCAGGAGGACCAGGGGACUAACAGCAUAAUAAGGGGAUAUUAUCUGGAGUAGCAGCUGAGGCCCAGGGCUGAGAGAGGUCUGUGGAGGUCUAUAGGGGUCUAGCAGCAGCAGCUAGUGGCCUAGACACCAUGCUGGGUGAGAGAGACAGAACAGCGGAAGGGGUGAGGGGUGCAGUGGUGGGGUGCCUUCCCACAGGUACCAUGAUGGAGAAACUGAACCCCCCCUCUGCCUCCCCUCCCUCUGACCCCCUAUCGGAGUCUGAACGACUGAGCCCUCAGCAGGCCCCCUCACCGGCUUCACUUGACGCUAGCAGCCCACCGCCGGUUAAUGAACCAGGGAGUUUGGAAGACAGGUUUGUCCCACCUAGCCCCCCUGCCUCCCCUCCUCCACCUCCAGAGUCCCCUACCAAGUUGCUUGACCACCCUGCCGCCACCAACAUCGCACCUGAACCACCGGUUGCCAUGGAAACAAACAACACCAAGGGAGGAGGUUUCAUUCGCUCCUCUCCGAAAGCCCCCUCCUCCUCUCCGCCUCCCCUCCUCCCAGCCCCAGUGUCUACAUCCACUACCCCUGCCGUCCUCCCCCAAUCCUCCUCCUCCUCUUCUUCCUCCUUUUCCUCUAUUGCCCCCCUCCCUCCCCACAUCCCUGUUAUUAGUCUGGGACACAGUAAACCCCCCCACCCCCUCUCCCUCCCCAGUAACACCCCUCUAACUACCCUGCACCCCAUCCCCAACCACCCCCACCACCAUGACCCUUACCACCACACCCACCACCACGGGGGCAUCCGCCUCACCCAGCUCACCUCCCUGUCAGGGACCAGACCAGGGGCCCCACCGAUCUCCUCACAGGGCCCCCUGCUGCCCCACCAGUACCUGCCAUCACACCACUUCUUCAACAGUUCUCAUCUCUGUCCCUCUGGUAACUAUGGAAUCUUUUCCAGUAGAAGCAUCAAGAGACGGCCCUCCUCACACUAUGAGUUGGAUCUCAGUGAUGUGGGCCCUCCUCAGAAGCUGGCGAGGCGUGUGUUCACCAACAGCCGGGAGCGCUGGCGCCAGCAGAACGUCAAUGGGGCCUUCUCAGACCUCCGCAGGCUCAUCCCCACCCACCCUCCGGACAAGAAGCUCUCCAAGAAUGAGAUCCUCCGCCUGGCCAUGAAGUACAUCGACUUCCUUGUCACCCUGCUCAACGACCAGUCUCAAGACAAAGCCAGGGGCUCGCCUGAGGAGGAGACCCAUGAUGAGAGGGCCCAAGCGGGGCUGAACAACAAGGAUAUGCACCCACUUUUCCAGGGUGACACUCCCUCUUCAACUAUGGUCCACCACGACAGAGGAGACUCCACAGACUCAUCGAUCGCCUUGGCAACCUCCCCGACCUCCAGUUGCUAUAGCAACACAGACAGCGAGGAGAACCUGGGGGGCGGGGCUAAGAGCUCGAUGGUGGUGCCCCGGGGCAUUCCGGGAAAGGUCAAAGGUCAGAUUCGGACUGUGGUGACACUUGCCAGUGACCAGCGGUGACAUGACAUGUGACGUCACAAAGAGGACAAAAUUGAAUACCUGGUAGUAAAUAAUAUCCGACAAACUGACGGAAAGGACAAAAAUGUACAGUAUACUUACUACUCUACCAGCAAUCUUUGAAACUUGUGGAAUCGA